AUGGCAAAUUCAAUCAUAAUAACCCUUUAUUUGUUGGCAUUCUCUUGUUUUGCCUUGUACACUCCAGCAUCCUCCAGCAGUAACCAAACAGAUUUGCUUUCGUUGCUUGCCUUGAAAGAAGCCUUGAAUGUCGAUCCAAACGGAGCUCUAAACUCAUGGAAUCGAACUACAAACUUUUGCACGUGGAACGGAGUUACAUGCGGCCGGAGGCACCCGAAUAGAGUUAUUGCCAUAAACUUGAAUUCUCAAGGCUUGAUGGGAUCACUUUCACCUCAUAUAGGAGAAAUUCCGCAGUCCCUUUCCCAACUUGAAGGACUAAGUUAUCUUGAUUUGGGUGACAACAAUCUCAUAGGCACUAUUCCUUCAGCUAUGUUCAAUAUAUCUACUAUCGAGCAAUUUCAAGUUGAUUUUAAUGAUAUUCAUGGAACCAUACCCUCUACUAUAGGCCUAACUCUCCCUAAUCUGAAGCUUCUAGUCUUGGGAAAAAAUCAAUUUAGUGGGCGUGUUCCGAUCACUCUGUCGAAUGUUUCCUCCCUUGAAUUAUUGGUUUUGUCGGUUAAUGAUUUUAAUGGGAUAAUGCCAAGGUUUGGGGGACUUUCAAAGCUUGAUUCUUUAUAUGCUGCAGCAACCUUGAUUGAAGAUGAUAUUAGUUUCAUUUCAUCGUUAACAAACUGUACAAGCCUACGAGUUCUUGAUUUAGGAGAUAACCCUUUAAUUACUGGUUCAAUUCCGGAAACAAUUGCGAAUAUGUCAACCCAUUUUGAUAGACUCGGAAUUUAUGGUACUCAAAUAGUUGGAAGGAUUCCUACAGGGAUCGGAAACCUUAUUCGUCUCACGCGCUUACAACUUUCUUACAACAAUCUUGAGGGUCCUAUUCCUUUGAGCAUCGGUAGACUAUUUAAUUUGCGUGUUCUUGACUUGGAAGAUAACAGAAUUACAUGUGAUGCACCAUCCGCAAUUGGAAACUUGACUUUGUUGUACUCUCUAUCCUUACAAAGAAACAACUUCUCUGGAAUUAUUCCCACGAGUCUUGCUAAUUGCACCAACAUGCGAGAAUUAGAUCUUUCUCGAAACAACUUCAUUGGCCCAAUACCCAGAGAGAUUCUUAUUCCCACCUGUUAUGUUUUCUUGAAUUUGUCUUACAAUGCACUCACGGGUUCGAUUCCAGUUCAAGUUGGUUCAUUGACAAAGGUGGAAGUCUUAGAUUUUUCUAAUAACAGGCUGUCUAGACUUAUUCCAAACUCUUUAGGGACGUGCAAUAGUUUGGAAUGGCUACAUUUGGAGGGUAAUUUAUUCGAAGGACAAAUACCUCAGGGACUAAGUUCUUUGAUGGGCUUGACAAAUCUAGAUCUCUCACGGAAUAAUUUGUCUGGAACAAUCCCAAUUUUCUUGAGUGAGAAAAGUGCCGAUAACUGGAGUCUUAAAAAUAAGACUGCGAUUUCGUUGGAAGGAAAUGAAAAACUGUGUGGAGGAAUUUUUGAGUUAAAUCUUCCUCCAUGUUCUUCAUCAUCAAUUUCCUCGAAGAAUAACUUAUCCACUCCUAUAAAAGUAGUGAUCCCAAUAGUUGGAGUUGCAGCAAUCUUGUGCCUCAUCAUUAUUCUUUACAAGAGAAGAACUAUCAACACAAGUUUGUCUUCUCUACCAUUAUCUGCCGGAAUACCCUUUUUAAGGCUUUCAUAUGCAGACCUCUUACACGCAACAAAUGGAUUUUCCGAGUAUAAUAUUUUAGGUCGUGGGAGAUUCGGAUCCGUUUACAAAGGAAUUAUCGAUAAUGGCCACAAAUUUUUAGCCGUGAAAAUUCUUAAUCUUUUUGUAAAUGGAGCUUCUAAAAGCUUCAUGGCGGAAUGCAACGCACUGAGUGGCAUAAGACACGAAAAUGUCGUGAAAAUGUUGAGUGUUUGCGAAAGUGUUGACUUCCAAGGAAACGAUUUCAAAGCAUUGAUUUACGAAUUUAAGGCUAAUGGGAGUUUGGAUAAAUGGUUGUACUACAAUAGGGAACAAGAGAAAGGGCAAUCUGAAACCCAACUUAGAUAUCUUGACAUUAAAGAGAGGCUCAACAUUGCUAUUGAUAUUGCUCAAGCAGUUGAAUAUCUCCAUUGUGGUACUAAUUCAACAAUUGUUCACGGCGAUUUGAAGCCAAGUAAUAUUAUUUUGGAUCAAGAUAUGACGGCUUGCGUUGGUGAUUUUGGAUUAGCCAAGAUUAUUUCAAGCAUACUUUCAGAAAGUAGUGGCACAAUUGGAAUAAGGGGUACCAUUGGCUAUGUCCCUCCAGGUAUAAUUUUCAUUGCAUUAUAUAAUCCCACCAAAUUUUAUCUAUUUAAUUGAUAUCUUGUACGUAUUUGUAGAAUAUGGCACGAGUAACACGAUCACAACAAAAGGCGAUGUGUAUAGUUAUGGCAUCCUUGUAUUGGAGAUGUUCACAAACAGAAGACCAACGGAUGAUUCAUUUAUGGAUCAUGUCAAUCUUCAUAAUUUUGCUGUCGCUGCGUUACCGGAUCGUGUAAUGGAAAUUGUGGAUCCUCUCAUUCGAAUAGGCCCUCAUCAAAAUUGUAGUAAGAUCGAGGAUUUUAUGGCUUCUAUUAUCAGCAUUGGAGUCUCGUGUUCAAAGGAAGUGCCGAGAGAAAGAAUGUUGAUGAAAGAUGUUAUUAAUGAAUUGCAAAAGAUUCAAAAAGAAAUAUGUGGCUGAUUUAAUAACAAAGUUCAUAAGCCAUCUUUUCUUUGUAUUUCCUUUUGUUAGAAUUUGUGCUUUUCUCAUUUUCUUUGUACUUCUAUAUAUCAAAUUUGUAUAAAGUUGCUACAUUUCUUUCUUCUUU
Messenger RNA from Erythranthe guttata (spotted monkey flower), 2813 nucleotides. The record is from RefSeq and is a predicted model, not a curated record. NCBI's taxonomy places the organism in Eukaryota, Viridiplantae, Streptophyta, Magnoliopsida, Lamiales, Phrymaceae.